Molecule: messenger RNA, 572 nt
Organism: Vanessa atalanta (red admiral)
Lineage: Eukaryota; Metazoa; Arthropoda; Insecta; Lepidoptera; Nymphalidae
Gene: blp
Product: mitochondrial import inner membrane translocase subunit tim16
Exons: 1
Coding region: 114-497 (127 amino acids)
Biological process (GO): protein import into mitochondrial matrix
Cellular component (GO): TIM23 mitochondrial import inner membrane translocase complex
Source: RefSeq, a predicted model, not a curated record
AGUAAAAUGGAUAAAAUUUGACAUUCAAUAACAUAACCUAUAAAUUUUAAGACAAUAUUUGGAUUUGUCGUAAUGACAUUGGUUUUAACAUUUUCUUAUUUCUUAAUCAAAAAAUGGCAAAAUAUAUUGCUCAAAUAAUAGUUCUUGGAACUCAGGUUGUCGGACGAGCGUUUGCUAGGGCACUAAAACAGGAAUUAGCUGCGUCACAAGAGGCUGCUAAAAGAGCUGGUGGAGGCCCUGAAGGCGCAAGAAGAGCGGCAGCAAAUGCUUCCACAGGACUGACACUAGAAGAAGCUAUGCAGAUUUUAAAUGUUGAAAAAUUAGACCCUGAAAAAAUUAAGAACAACUAUGAACAUUUGUUCAAUGUUAAUGAUAAGGCAAAAGGUGGUUCCUUCUACUUACAAUCUAAAAUAGUUAGAGCUAAGGAAAGAAUAGAAACGGAACUGAAAAGUAAUCAACCGAAGCAAGAUCAAAGUCAAUCCAAGGCCUCGUCAUGAAAAAACAAAAUUAAUUUGUUCUUUGUUGUAGAUUAAUUAUUGUUUUAGUAAAACAAUUAUGUUUUAUAAAAUAUU